AGAAGUCAGACCUCGGUCCCACUCUUGUUUCUCUCUCUUGAACCACCGAGAUUCGCGCAUGAGCUAACAUCUCUCAACCCAAAAAAGUCCCACAUUCCCAAUUCCAAUCACAUUCAAUGGAAGAACGGCCGGAGACGGAGCUGAUAUCCAUCCCAGCAACGCCGGAGAUACUGACCCCCUCGGGGCAGCGGUCGCCGCGGGCCACCGCGAAGUCGUGGACGCCGACCUCCUUCAUAUCGCCCCGGUUCCUGAGCCCCAUCGGGACGCCCAUGAAGAGGGUGCUGGUGAACAUGAAGGGCUACCUGGAGGAGGUGGGCCACCUCACCAAGCUCAACCCUCAGGACGCCUGGCUCCCCAUCACCGAGUCCCGCAACGGCAACGCCCACUACGCCGCCUUCCACAACCUCAACGCCGGCGUCGGCUUCCAGGCCUUGCUCCUCCCCGUCGCUUUUUCCUUUCUCGGAUGGUAUUGCUAUUCAUUUUCUCUCUUUCUUCACUGCUAAUUUUAAGCCUUGUUUUUCUUUUAUUUCAGUUUGACAUUUCUGAUAAAAAUAGAAUCUUGCCACAAAAUGUCUCUUCUACAUGUUUACUUAUGGUAUGCCUACUUGAUUCUUUUAGGGGAGCGAUUAGGCGUCUGGCUCGCGUUGUUUCCAACCGUUUACCUUUCAGCUGGGACUGCAACUGCUCUAAUUCUAGUUGGAGGAGAGACCAUGAAGUUGUUCUUCCAAACUGUAUGCGGUCCACUGUGUUCCUCGAAUCCUCUGACCACGGUCGAGUGGUAUCUGGUAUUCACAUCUCUGUGCAUUGUGUUAUCCCAACUCCCGAAUCUCAACUCCAUUGCGGGGCUCUCACUCGUAGGGGCUGUCACAGCAAUCACAUACUGCACCAUGGUGUGGGUGCUUUCUGUGAGCCAAAACCGCCCCCCGACCAUGACAUAUGAACCGGUCUCAAUGCCCACCGUAUCAGCUUCCUUUUUUUCUGUACUUAAUGCACUUGGAAUCAUAGCAUUUGCUUUCCGAGGCCACAACUUAGUCCUCGAAAUUCAGGCAACAAUGCCAUCAACCUUCAAAAAACCAGCUCAUGUGCCAAUGUGGAGAGGAGCAAAGGUUGCCUAUGUCUUCAUAGCUAUGUGCAUAUUUCCUGUUGCAAUUGGAGGCUAUUGGGCUUAUGGAAACCUCAUGCCUUCUGGAGGGAUACUAAAUGCGCUGUUCGGAUUCCACAGUCACGACAUCUCUAGGGGUCUCCUGGCUAUGACGUUCCUUCUCGUCGUCUUCAACUGCUUGAGCAGCUUCCAGAUAUACUCGAUGCCAGUGUUUGACAGUUUCGAAGCAGGUUACACGAGCAGGACUAACCGGCCCUGCUCAAUCUGGGUGAGGUCGGGUUUCAGGGUGUUCUAUGGGUUUGUCAACUUAUUCAUAGGCGUUGCACUUCCGUUUCUGUCGAGCCUUGCUGGUUUACUGGGUGGACUUACGCUACCAGUGACGUUUGCAUACCCGUGUUUCAUGUGGGUUCUGAUAAAGAAGCCUCCGAAGUACAGCUUCAACUGGUAUUCGAACUGGAUUCUCGGAUGGUUGGGUAUCGCCUUCAGCUUGGCGUUUUCGAUCGGUGGGAUUUGGAGCAUGGUUAACAGUGGCCUCAAGCUCAAGUUUUUCAAACCAAACUGAUGAUGGGGUUGAAGAGUUGCUCUGAUGUUUGUAGUUUAUGAUAAUAGAUGUUUGUUGUAAUGUGUUUUUGAUCCUUAAAAUGUGGUUUGAGUUGAGAGGGACAUGUGUAUGAUAUUUGUGUGUGAAUUUGUGGUUUUGGAAGUGGAAAUUAGGAUCAGUGUUUUUACCUUUUCCUUUGAUUAA
Salvia hispanica is the source of this 1847-nucleotide messenger RNA. Lineage: Eukaryota; Viridiplantae; Streptophyta; Magnoliopsida; Lamiales; Lamiaceae. The record is from RefSeq and is a predicted model, not a curated record.